This is a messenger RNA of Lachancea lanzarotensis, 1158 nucleotides long. It is a transcript of the gene KAE1, whose product is annotated as LALA0S01e01728g1_1. The record is from RefSeq and is a predicted model, not a curated record. The coding region runs from base 1 to 1158 and encodes 385 amino acids. Gene Ontology annotation, cellular component: cytoplasm; EKC/KEOPS complex. Gene Ontology annotation, biological process: tRNA threonylcarbamoyladenosine modification. The transcript has a single exon. Lineage: Eukaryota; Fungi; Ascomycota; Saccharomycetes; Saccharomycetales; Saccharomycetaceae.
AUGGUCAACCUCAAUAAGGUCCCACCACGGCACAGGAAACAAUACUAUUUAGCUCUUGGUCUGGAAGGUUCAGCCAAUAAGCUUGGUGUUGGCAUCAUUAAACAUCCUUUGCUGCCUCAACAUGCAGACAGCGAUCUUUCACACCAUUGUGAGCUGCAAAUCUUGGCCAACAUACGAGAUACGUACGUCACUCCACCAGGCGAAGGCUUUUUACCCAGGGACACCGCCAGACACCAUCGUAACUGGGCAGUUAGACUGGUGAAAAAAGCGUUGCAAGAAGCUGGCAUCAAAGAUCCAACCGAUCUAGACACCAUCUGUUUCACCCAGGGACCAGGAAUGGGAGCACCGUUGCAUUCGGUCGUCGUGAUGGCCAGGACUCUUUCGCUUUUGUGGGAUGUGCCGCUUGUAGGCGUGAACCAUUGCGUAGGCCAUAUCGAGAUGGGCAGAGAAAUAACAAAGGCAGAAAAUCCGGUGGUUCUGUACGUUAGCGGUGGAAACACCCAAGUUAUUGCAUAUUCCGAAAACCGGUACCGGAUCUUUGGCGAAACGCUCGAUAUCGCCAUCGGAAACUGUCUGGACAGGUUUGCCAGAACGCUGAAAAUUCCGAACGAACCAUCGCCCGGUUACAAUAUUGAACAGCUUGCGCUCAAGUGCACCAAUAAGGACCAACUGGUAGAGCUGCCUUACACGGUCAAGGGAAUGGACUUGUCGAUGAGCGGAAUCUUGGGCUACGUUGACUCACUGGCUAAAGACCUGUUCAACAAAAACACCAAGAACAAGCUUUUAUUUGAUCCCCAAACGGGCCAGCAACUUGUCACCGUUGCCGAUUUGUGCUACUCACUCCAGGAAAACUUGUUUGCCAUGCUCGUGGAAAUAACAGAACGGGCCAUGGCCCACGUCAACUCCAACCAGGUCCUCAUUGUUGGCGGUGUUGGGUGCAAUGUGAGAUUACAAGAAAUGAUGGCCUCCAUGUGUCGCGACAGGUCAAAUGGCCAGGUGCAUGCUACAGACGAGCGGUUUUGCAUUGACAACGGUGUCAUGAUUGCGCAAGCCGGUCUUUUACAGUACAGAAUGGGUGAUGCAGUCCAAGAUAUCGCAGACACUGUGGUAACCCAGAAAUUCCGGACCGACGAGGUGUACGUCGCCUGGAGAGAGUGA